AUGAGUAGUGUUAAACGAAAACAUCAAUCGUUAAAAGAAAAAUCAAAGAAAUUAAAAAAUACAUCUAAUCAAUCGAUAAGUGUUAUUGAAAAUUUAUCGAACGAACUUUUCUUUGAAAUAUUUGAUUAUCUUGAUGGUCGAACAAUAUAUAUGAUAUUCUCAAAUCUUAAUCAUCGUUUUCAACAACUUAUUAAUUGUUCAUCUUCUCUAUUUAAAUUAACACGUAGUUGUCUAGAAUUACCAGAAAAAUAUAUAAAUGAUUAUAAACAAAUGAUACUUAUCAAGAAAUCACAAAUAUUUUCAAUUGAUUUAUGGAUGUCAAAGCGUACCGAUGAAUUUUUUUCAUCAUUUACUUUCGAUUCAUUAUUUAUUAAUCUUAAAUCAAUUGUUUUUAUUGAACUUUCAUCAAACGUACUUAUAUCAGUUCUUUCGAAUUUAUCUUAUUUACCAUGUCUUUAUUCAUUAACUAUUCGUGCUGAUAAAUUACAAGAUUUAACUAAUAUCUAUCAACUAGUUCUUGCAUUACCAAAAUUAAAAUAUUAUAAAUGUUCUUCAGUUUCUACAGUUGGACCAAUAUCAAUUCCAAUGGCAAUUGAUGACCAAUUUAAUACAAUUGCAUAUUUAAAUCUUCUUCAUUGUUUUACUUUUGAUGAACUUUCUGCUAUAUUAUCAUAUACACCUUCUCUACGCCAUUUAAAGUUUUCAAGUGAAAUUAAUUUGACGCCAAAUUUUGCAAUUAUAUUACCAAAAACAUUAUUAAAUUUAUCAUAUGAGUCUAGUUUAAUUUCUCCAACAUUUGAUGAAAUUGAAACAUUUAUUAGUAAUAUCCAAUGUAAAUUAAAAGGUUUAACUUUAAUUAUUCGCAGUCGUGAUCUAAACUUUUUUAAUGCUAAUCGUUGGGAACAAAUACUUCAACAAUAUUUACCUGAAUUAGAAAUAUUCUCUUUUCAAAACUGUUCAUUUAUUAAUAGUUCUGAUCAUUAUGAACUUCCGAUAUAUUUUCAAGAAUCAAAUAAAUAUAACUCAUCAUUUUGGAUUGAACGACAAUGGAUAUUUGAAAUCAGAAUCGACGAAGCAGAUUUUUAUUAUUUAAUUUCUCCAUACAAAAAAAGAUGGUAUCAAAAUAAUUUACACCAACAAAUAAUUUAUUCUCCUGUUGAAUUUUGUAAAUCAAAUCAAUUAAUUAUUGAUAAUAUUGAUCGUGAUGGAUGUUAUAAAUUAGUUAACUUGGAUAUUAAACAUGCUUUAAGUGUAUCAUCAUUUUAUCAUUUAGAAAUAACAGAAGAAGAUAUUUUUAUUGGUAUAUUAAUUCAAAUAUUAGAUUUAUUACCUGAACUUAAAACAUUAAAAAUUAGUACAUUCUCAAUGAAUCCACCAAAAAAUUUAUCUAAUAUGGAACUUUCUGCACUUCUUUCAAUCAAAGUAAAAAGUCCAAUUUCAAAAGUUUAUCUUGAAGAAAUGAUUGAUAUUCAACAAAUUUAUUCUCUUAUGAACCUUUGUCCACAUAUGGAAUAUCUGAAAGUAGGAGACAUAGAUAAUAUAGAAAUUGAAUCUAUCCUACGAACUAUUUUCAAGAAAAUAAUGGAUGAUGGUAAUCAUUAUCUUCGUUUAUUAUGUUUCACAAUCCCAGCUGCAGAUGAUAAAUUAAUCAAAAAAUUAGAAAAUAUAAUCAAUACUGAACAAUUACUUAUUAAUUUUACAAUUCAACGUGCAUUCGAUGAUGUUUAUAUACAAUGGAAAUGGGAUACAUAA
Adineta steineri is the source of this 1752-nucleotide messenger RNA. Lineage: Eukaryota; Metazoa; Rotifera; Eurotatoria; Adinetida; Adinetidae. The record is from the annotation of a GenBank genome assembly.